AUGGAUUCGAGAUUCGCGAAAAAAAUUGACUCUUUAAGCGAUCAGCAUGCCAUUUCCCGGAGGACUAAAAAAUACACCGUGGAUGACAUUGACAAGCUUCUGGCCAAGCCUCGGCCAGAUGACAAUAACCAGGGGGAUCAGUUGGGUGACUUUGAUGCUGAUGGGGAUGCAGCAAUGGAGAUAGACGAUGAUCAUACCACACAGGAGCUUUCUAGUUAUCUCGCAGAGCAGAGGAAAGCUGGGUCUUUGGCAUCCCUGGACGCAUCCCAGGACGCCAUGGACACCGAUCCGGUGAUCGAAAAGCGCGAUUUUGUAACAAUUUUCGUCCUAGACACAAAUUUCAUAAUUUCGCACUUGAACACUUUGGAAAGACUUCGAGCAUUGAGUUCGGAAUUCAAUCACCAGAUUGUAGUGCCGCGAACUGUGAUACAGGAGCUUGACGGCCUGAAAAACUCUGAAAAAAUUGUACUACCUUCUAAAAAUGGGGAAUGGAGCUCGCAGGGCGGUCAGAGCAUCGGAUUGCUUGCUCGCAAAGCCAAUGACUGGCUCUAUCGAAACCUUGCAGACCUCGAUUCCGGGGUUGUAGGACAACGACUUGCUCAGAGACUCGAUUUCCAAAGCAGCAAGGACGACUCGAUUUUGGACUGUUGCAUGUACUUCAAGGCGCGUCUAAACCGAUUCGUAGUUCUUCUCUCGAAUGACAAAAACUUGUGCUUGAAAGCGCUCACUGAUGAGAUUCCUACCAUAUCCUACAGAAAGGGUAUGACGGCGGAGCUGAUCGCGGGAAGAACUAUGUAUGAAAAUCGAGGCCUUGCCGGUAACAACUUACAACCGAAAGAGAUAAAUGAGUUGCCAAGACAGGAUAUUUCUACGAUAACUAGUGGCCAGACUUAUUCCACCUUUCACAACGAGAUAUCCAGCAUAGUUUUGGGCGCAGUUGAAACAGUAAUGGUUCACGAAUACGGGGACGACCUCGAACUGCUAGAUUAUGAUAGAAAUAAACUGCACACUCUCAAGGAUGCAAGCCGAUGCAUUGCCAAGUUUUGGCUUUCAACAUUCAGUCAAUAUUUCCAUCGAAAUCAGCUUGACGUGAAGACCUGGAAAUCUCUGCCGGAAGGUUUGACGCGCAUUCCAACAAAUCCGAGAGAACAGGCGGACUUCGUACAGUUUUGGACCUUCGUGCUUGAAAGUCUCUAUGUAAGUCACGAUCAGAGACAAAAAGAUGCACUGCAGACUUUGGUCAAGAGAUGGCGCUCAAGCGUAAACGAGCCAAGUCAAACAUAA
This is a messenger RNA of Lachancea mirantina, 1284 nucleotides long. NCBI's taxonomy places the organism in Eukaryota, Fungi, Ascomycota, Saccharomycetes, Saccharomycetales, Saccharomycetaceae. The record is from the annotation of a GenBank genome assembly.